This is a messenger RNA of Chara braunii, 3071 nucleotides long. The record is from the annotation of a GenBank genome assembly. Lineage: Eukaryota; Viridiplantae; Streptophyta; Charophyceae; Charales; Characeae.
CCGGGAAAAGGAUGGUUAUAGAGAUUUUUAGUAUUGUGUAUUAUUUGUUUGGAUUGAAAGUAGCCAGUGGUUAUUAAUGUCUGGGAAAAGAAAGAAGGCAAGGUUUGGAGUGAAUUGUUGGAAUCUAUUUGACAAUUGAACAUGUGGGUUUGUCGUGUUGAUUCUCUCAAGAUGAUUGGAGGAAAUGUUGAUCCCGCAAAUAGUAAUGCAGGGGAUCGUCGCAACGAUAUUCUGGAACUCGCACGAGCCAUUCGUGAGGCUGAUAAUCAGAAGGCACAGUUGCCGAAGGUUCAAGUUCCCCUCUUCGAUGGCACCAAUGCUUCAGCAUGGGCGGACAAGUUUGAACAAUUGGGCAGUUGUUGCGAAUGGUCGAGUGAGAAGAUGCUUCAAAUGGUGAAGCGAUAUUGUAUGGUCGAGUACAAAGAAGAGGUGCCGGAGUUGGUGCAAGCUUCGCGCGACUGGCCAGACUUCAAGGCCAAAGUAUUGGACAAGUACCAGUUGGGGGAUCAACUGCGCGAUCUGGCGGACUUACGGAAGGUUAGUUGUCGGAAGUUUGGUACGGCCAAGCAGUUUCUCACAGAAUUUGAACGAGCCGCGCGCUUAGUGUCUGAUCUUCUUGAUAAGGAUCGGUGCCUUAUCUUCCUCGAAAGUUUUUCAGAAGUUGAGCAGCGAGAACUGAUGAAGGACAUGACGGGGCGAUACGACUGGCCAAAGAUAAAGGAAAAUCUGUUGGCCGGAAGUUUCGACCAAAUGCUUUACCGUCUCCUGAAGCAGCAAAAGGAGGACUGUGAGAAGGAAGGGGUAAGCGCGGACAAGGAUCAAGCCGUUUACAAAACCCUGACUGACAUGCUGAACUUGAUGGCGAACAUGAAGGAGGAAAGGCUAAAGCUACAGGUGAUGAUGGUCCAGACAAAAGGUGGAAAAAGGAAGGGCAAAGCACCCAUUAUGGAGGAAGUGAGUGGUAGCAGCAGUGAAGACGAAGACGAGGAGGAAGAAGAGCCUCCUCGAAAAUUGACCAAAGCAGAACGGAAGGCCCUGAAUCAAAUACGAGGAGGGGAAGGCACUAGCAAAAAGCAACGAAACAAUAAUGGGGGAGGUGGACAAGGAAGCAACCAGGAACAGAUUAAGUUGGAAGUGGUGAUGGAGUCAUUGACAGUUGAAGAUGCCAAGGCCGCAGGUGAAGGUUUGAGCGAAGGGCAGGAAGAUACUGCAUUGAGCCCAGUUGGUGGUCAAGAAGAUGAACCGGUAGACGGCCAAGGGGGUCUUACUGAUGAUACCGCAUCGCAGCCUGGAUCGCCGUCGGCAGGGCGUUUGAUGGCCACCACAAUCUUGUCCCGUCCUGCUUUCAAGCGACCUGCCACAGCAGGCAUCCCACAAACUCGGAGGGCUCGAAGGCCGUCGCGGCCAAGGGCAGCACCGGAAGAAGGGCCAAGUCAGCCUCGGGAAACCGAGACGAUUUCGAUUGAAGAAGACGAUGGCGAGGAGGAUGAAGUGCUGCGAGCCGAGGAUGAGCGGCAGGCCAAACAACGGGCCAUGGAGAGGGAGCCAGAAACGGGCAAGGCCGAUAUCGGGGAAGGUGAGUUGAAAAGGAAGAAGCAGGUUUACACAAUCCCGGUGGAGCAAGGGCUGGAUAUCGAGCAAAUCGUGGACCGGAUUCUGGAGAGCCAACGCGAUUUGUUCACACUCAAGGAAUUCUUGGCCGCGUCACCGAAAAUCCGAGAGGAGUUCAGACACCGACUGUCAAGGAAAAAGGUGCAGAAUUUGCAGAAGCUGAACUCAAUGACGGUUCGUCGUGCCGGAGGACUUCCACAUGCCGAUCAGUUGUCUGAGUUGUGCGCAGGCAGACCUAUCAUCACUCUCAUUGACUUGUACUCAGGAUAUGAUCAAUUCCGUCUCUACACAACAGACAGGCCGAUGACGGCCAUGCAUACGCCGAGGGGAUUAAUUCAUAAGUGUGCGGCGCCUCAGGGAUGGACGAACGCUGUAGCGAUUGUUCAGAGAUAUAUAAUGAGAGUCAUGCAGCCACUUUGUCCGGACGUGACCUCACCUUAUAUCGAUGACUUGGCCAUACCUGGGCCGCGCGUGAAGGAUGAGACGGAGGUGCUGCCAGGCGUUCGAAAGUUUGUUUGGGAGCACGUUCGUAACGUGGAGAAGGUCCUGUYYAAGUUAAAGGAGUACAACCUCACCGCCARCGGUGUCAAAWCUYGGCAUUGUAUGCGWGAGGCAACUAUCUUGGGCUUCUUGUGCGAUGAGAAGGGCCGUCGGCCAGAUUGCAAGAAGACCAACAAGAUUCUGGAAUGGCCGACUCCGCUUAAGUCCAUCACUGAUGUGCGCAGUUUUUUGGGGACUUGCGGAUUCUGGCGCAUCUUCAUUCGCAAGUUCGCCGCAAGGGUGGAGCACCUACGGAAGUUGGUGCGUAAAAAUCAGGAAUGGAAAUGGGGUCCAAAGCAGCAGGCGGCAGUUGACGAUAUCAAGGCACAAUUCCGAGAAGGAGGGUUGAUCCUGGGGGCUCCGUACUUUGACAAUGACCCGAAUCGGCCCUUUGUGGUUGAAACGGAUGCAGGCCCCACAGCAUUGGGUGGAGUCCUCAUCCAAAAGGAUAGAGAAGGGCGCGAAAGGUCAUUGAGAUUUGAAAGUCGAACGUUGAAUGAGGCGGAACGGAAGUAUUCCCAAUUUAAGAAGGAAACCCUUGCAGUGCUUCAUUGCUUCAGGAUCUUCCGAAACUACGUAUUUGGAAGACGGUUCGUCCUGCGGGUUGACCUGACCGCCCUGGCGCAGUCAUUGAAGAAUUACUCUCCCUUGGAUCCAACUAUUGCUCGAUGGUUGAUCUAUAUCUGGAUGUUCGAUUUUGAGAUCGAACGUAUUGCGGGAACACAAAAUCGAGCCGACGGAUUGAGUCGGAUCAAGUGGGACUCCGCGAAAGAUCAGGCAGAAGACUCGGUCCCUGUGGAUGGGUUUCUGGAGACGGACGAGCAACAACUAAGUAUCUAAGUUUGGGAAUACAUCAGUAAUGCGUCGCCCCGACCUAGGAAGUCUAUCUGAAGUUCGCCGAGUUAUUAUCAAAAGUGUGC